Molecule: messenger RNA, 898 nt
Organism: Terrapene triunguis (Three-toed box turtle)
Lineage: Eukaryota; Metazoa; Chordata; Testudines; Emydidae
Gene: EREG
Product: epiregulin
Exons: 5
Coding region: 189-683 (164 amino acids)
Biological process (GO): epidermal growth factor receptor signaling pathway; positive regulation of mitotic nuclear division; positive regulation of cell population proliferation
Molecular function (GO): zinc ion binding
Source: RefSeq, a predicted model, not a curated record
CGUCGGGACUGGGCGGCCGGCCCCAGCCUCCGCCGGGCCGGCCCCGGGAUUUCGUCACCUGGGACUCCAAGCCCGCAGCGGCCUCCGCCCCGGCAGGGUAUAAAGGGCGAGGCGGCGGCGGCCGGGGCUGCAACCAGCCUGUCGCCGCCGCCGGAGCAGAGCCAGCCCGGGAUCCGGAGCGGUGCGGGAUGCAGGCCGGCGGCUGCCCGAGGAUGCGGAGCGCGCUGCUUUGCCUGGGCUUUUAUCUAUUGCAAGCUGUCUUUGGUACAACAGUGAUCCCAUUAUGUGAACCAAAUGAAAUGGAAAACUGUACAACAGCACUGAUUCAGACGGAGAAUAGCCCGCGGGUGGCUCAAGUCGGGAUAACCAAAUGCAAGCCUGAAAUGCAAGACUUCUGCUUCCAUGGGCAGUGCAUGUACCUUGUGGAUUUAGAUCAACAUUACUGUAGGUGUGAUGUAGGCUUCUCCGGGGUCCGAUGUGUGCAUUCGGAACUUGUCACACAGCACCUGAACAAAGAAUAUUUGGCACUGGCCAUUAUUUUAAGCCUAUUUUUCCUCAUUACAAUCUUGAUUGCAGCAUACUACAUCUACAAAUGGUACCAAAACAAGAAGGAGAGGCAAGCCAACAACCAAGAAUACAAGGUGGUUGAUGUCCAUGAGAAGAACCCAGUCCUGCUUCCCUAGUGAAGGGGGAGAGAAACACACGCGCACACACACACAGACCAAGGAUUUGUCAGCUCACAGCUAUUUAAUAUUAACCUUAUUUUAUUAAUAUUUAUAUGUUCUAAGCAAAACAAUUUAAAUUUGUAUUGAUCAGAAUCAAUAUACAGGUCAAAAUGGAUUUUUUUUAGUAUAAAUAGUUGCCUUUUAUUUUUAACGUUUUUAUUUUUAUUUUUUUA